CGUAAAUGCGGAAGUGGCUCGAAAACACGGAAGUGAAAACAGACGGUCAUAUUUAAGGGCUCGUUGUCGCCACAGCGGAUCAUUAUUUCCCUCCUCCUCACCUCGGGAGUGUGACUGUCUGUGUGCGCGCCGGGAAGAGAACGAGACAUCGGGAUGGAGAAGUCGUUGAUGCUGGCGCUGACCGUCAGUCUGGUGGCGGCGGUGAGCUGCGGGAGAGUCGUCACCAAGGCCCAGAUUUUGGGUUUCGACUGGAAGAACUGCGGUCAGCCCGACGCUCCUGCCGUGCUGAAGACCCUGAACGUGUCUCCGGACCCCGUCACCAUCCCAGGAGAACUGACGGCCUCCGCCUCCGGAUCCACGUCUGUGGAACUCGCCACUCCCCUCUCCUUGAACGUGACCCUGGAGAAGCAGGUGGCUGGUCUGUGGGUGAGGGUCCCCUGCGUGGAGGAGCUGGGCAGCUGCCACUACCGGGACGCCUGUGACAUCCUGAGCCAGCUGAUCCCGCCCGGCCAGGACUGUCCCGAGCCGCUGCACUCGUACGGACUGCCCUGCCGCUGCCCCUUCAAGGCCGGCUCGUACUCGCUGCCUCAGUCCGACUUCUUCCUGCCCGUCCUGGAUCUGCCCGACUGGCUGACCAAUGGGAACUACCGGGUCCAGGGCGUCGCGGGCAGCGGGGGCAAAGAGCUGGGCUGCGUGAAGGUCGCCCUCUCGCUUCACUCCGACUGAACCGCACCACCGACGGUGCGGCCCGGAGGAGGAGGAGGAGGAGGAGGAGGAGGAGGAGGAGGAGGAGGUCUGAGGUUUCCUCUUUUAUCUUUUUCUUUCUGGUUUUGAUUAUUUGCACAUUGAAAGAAAAAUUGGGAAACGAUAACUUUUUUCUUUAACAAUCAAAACAGAUUCAUUUUGAUUUUUUAGUGAAAGUUUUCCCUCUUUGUUUUGAUCCAUCUGAGCCAUUUUGUAUUUUUCUAUUUACCAGGAGCAGCUUCACUUUACCUGCUACAGCUCGUCAGCUGUUCACUAGGUGAUUAUUAAAAUAGUCUGAGAAUUUAUUAAAGGAAAAAAAGGCUAGAAAACAAACAAACAAGCAUAGCAAGUUCUGUCUUUUGUGAUGAUCUGUCAAAUUUUUUUUUGAAUUGUUUUUGUUUUAUUUGAACCAGGAAUUUUUUUGACAGUCUGAAAUUAUCAUAUUUUAUCUUCAAUGCAUUCAUCCAUAAAAAAAAAAAUUUGAAUCAAAAAUGAAGUCAUUGAUAUGAUUUUUAGUUCAUUUGCCUUAAUGUUUCACAUUUGUUUUUUUCUACUGUUACGAUGAUUUUUAAUAAACUUUAACUCACAUAAA
Scophthalmus maximus (turbot) is the source of this 1336-nucleotide messenger RNA. Its product is annotated as ganglioside GM2 activator. The record is from RefSeq and is a predicted model, not a curated record. Gene Ontology annotation, cellular component: cytoplasmic side of plasma membrane. Bases 154 to 726 code for a protein of 190 amino acids. The transcript is spliced from 4 exons. Lineage: Eukaryota; Metazoa; Chordata; Actinopteri; Pleuronectiformes; Scophthalmidae. Gene Ontology annotation, molecular function: enzyme activator activity; lipid carrier activity. Gene Ontology annotation, biological process: lipid transport; ganglioside catabolic process.